UGAAUGGGUCUUUAUUCUGGUGAAUGUGUAUUUAUUGUAGUCUGGGUUUUUAAGAACAAGCAUGUGUGACCCAUUUUUGGGAGCUGUUUUGAUUGACAUGACACAUCUGAGGGAAUGAUGCAUUUCCUAAUCAGUGAAAACAGGUUUGGAGUCAAUCCAAAUUGAAGUGUGACAGAGGUGAGAGAUGCACUCAUGAACUUUGUGCUAACAGGAUGUGUGUGUGUGUGGGCAGUGUGGCUGAUUGUUAUUGUAAAGAUAAUAAUAUAUGUGUGUGUAUUUAUAUAAAAGAUCCAUGACAUUACUGUGUUUUUUGCUAAUUGCUUAUGUUUCGGCAUUAAAUGUUAAUUGGUAUAAACUGAGCAUGCUUAAGAAUUCUGGUGGCAGCCAGUCAAACCCAAUUUGACCCAAAGGAGCCUAAAAUAUGCUAAAUAUGAUCUAGUUAUGUGCAAUAAUGCAUGUUCAUAUAAACCGAUUGCAAAACCAACACCACGGUUAACUGUAAAAUUAUGUGUCUUCAAAGUGCAUCCACAAAUGUUAGUGAUCAGUGAAUUUUCUUUCCAUUUCCAGGUUAAAGUAAGAUUUUCGAAGUGUCUGACAUAACCAUACCAGCUCUGUAUUAUCUAUUGGUUUCUUUGAUUUACAGGAUUCCAUUAGAAUCACAUGGUGGCAUUCUAGUAAAACCACAUGGAGAAUAUCACUUCAGCAAAAAGGUACAAAGCUGUAACUGGGGUGGGAUCAGUACAAAAGUAGCUAAAAGAUACCCCUAAAGAUUCUGCCCCUAAAAAAACAACAACACCCUUGCUUUGUGUAUUGCAUUAGGCUAACUGAGACUUUUUAUAACACUUGCAUUUUAUUGUUCUUUAGUUGAUUUGAUUGAAGUCUGCUGGAUAAGUGUCUGCUAAAUGACUAAAUGUAAAUGGUACAUAUUUGUAUUUUAAGUGUACAUAUUAGCACCUUUUGAAAGGAUGCCGCUUCCAUUGACAGUUUUGUAACUUUUCUCUGAGAGAGCAUGGGUUGAAAAGACAGAUAUACUAAUUCCACUAUUGUAUGCCAUUCAUUUACCUUGAGCUUGUGUUCUUGAACCUGUUAGCACUCGUGCAUAAGAAUGUUACGGCCUCCAUUUUCCUUUCAGCCCCUGACACAGUUAGCAAUAAAAGCUAAUCAUCUUCAGACAGGUGAAGGUUCAGCCCUGAGAAAGGAGGACGAAUGCCAACUCAUUUUUCACUAUAACAGCAACAAAGGUAUUUAAAUCACUUAGAAAUAUGUGAACAUUGCUGCAUGAAAACACCAUGUCUUUUUGUAUCAGCUAUCAACAUGAUCCGGUAAUUAUUUGACUGACAAGACGAAAUGUUGCAUCAGGUCUAUGAAAACGUCUGAAGUGACUCCAAAUUGAAGUGUUGCAGAGCUGUCUAAAACCUACGGGAACAUAUUCCAAGUGUUUCUUGGUUCCAAAAAAACGGUGGUCUUAGUUGGAUACAAAACCGUCAAAGAAGCUCUAGUGAACCAGGCUGAAGAGUUCGGUGAGAGAGAUAUUGGAGCUAGUUUCAGGAUAAUGAAUGAUGAGCAUGGGAAACCCUUCGACACGACACAGCCUGUGAACUACGCCGUGUCAAACAUCAUCUCAUCUAUCGUGUACGGCAGCAGAUUUGAAUACACAGACCCUCAGUUCACUGAAAUGGUUGACAGAGCAAACGAAAACGUUCGGGUUGGUGGAUCGACUUCAAUGAUGCUGUACAACAUAUUUCCAUGGUUGGGUCCAUUCCUGAAAAACAAAAAGAUUAUUAUACACAAUAUUCUGCAAAACAGACAACAGAUGAUGAAUUUGAUCAAUGGGCUUCUGGAUACUCUGAAUCCACACGAUCGCAGAGGAUUUGUUGACUCUUUUCUCAUCCGUAAACAGAGCGAAGAGAAAUCUGGCAAGAAAGACUCGUACUUUCACCAGGACAAUCUUAUAAUGAGUGUGACAAAUCUCUUUGUUGCUGGUACUGACACCACAGGAACGACUCUGCGCUGGGGUUUGAUGCUCAUGGCCAAAUAUCCUCAUAUACAGGAUCGAGUUCAGGAGGAGAUUGACAGAGUGAUCGGUGGACGUCAGCCAGUGGUGGAAGACAGAAAGAAAUUACCAUACACAGAUGCUGUGAUCCAUGAAACUCAAAGACUGGCAAACAUAGUACCCUUGAGUCUACCACAUGUCACCACCUGUGAUGUUACCUUCAAUGGAUACUUCAUCAAGAAGGGCACCACUGUAAUUCCUCUGCUGAUGUCAGUUCUGAAGGAUCCAAGCGAAUGGGAAAAACCAAACAGUUUUUACCCAGAACACUUCCUUGAUGAGAAGGGCCAGUUUGUCAAAAGAGAUGCUUUCAUGCCCUUUUCUGCAGGACGCAGGGUUUGUCUCGGAGAGAGUUUGGCCAGGAUGGAGCUCUUCCUGUUCUUCACCUCACUUCUUCAGAGCUACCGCUUCACAACUCCACCUGGAGUAUCUGGAGAUGAGCUGGAUCUCAAAGGAGUAGUAGGAAUAACUUUGAAUCCAUCCCCACACAAGCUGUGUGCGAUCAGACGCUCAUGAUUCAAGAAAAUAAAAUCAGAAAACACAGAAACAACCUCAUUGUAGCAUUUUUUUUUUACACUCAUUUUACAGUGCUUGUUCUUCUGAGUAAAUGCAUAUACAUGUAAAAAAAAAUUGGGGAUUAUAGAACUUCUUAGACAAUUGUAGUAAUGGAAAAUAAACUUUCUGUGCUGCUAGAUUAUAAAUCAAUAAUUGAUGUAACUUAUUGUACAGAGAAAUAAAAAUUAUUUUAAUUUGUGUUUAAAUAGAGCACAAUUGCAACCUUCCUGUGCCUAGUGGAAAGAAGCACGAGGGCUCUUAUACAGAGCUUGUGCAAAGAGCAUUUGCAUGGAAGCAUCACGUGUUUUAUCUCACAAAUAAAAUCUUUUGAAGCAAGCAUUGUAUUUAGCAUAUUAUUGUAUAAAGUGAUGUAAGAGCUCUUCUUUAUUUUCAGCAUAUUGCAAUUUAAUUGAGGUCCUUUCACACGUGCUGGGAAGAAAUCAAAAUGGAUACAGUUUCAGCCUAGUUUUACUGUCCACCGAUCCUGUUCCACAAUGCUUCUGUGCUUAAAUG
Messenger RNA from Carassius auratus (goldfish), 3118 nucleotides. Its product is annotated as cytochrome P450 2K4-like. Gene Ontology annotation, biological process: xenobiotic metabolic process. Bases 1553 to 2566 code for a protein of 337 amino acids. Gene Ontology annotation, cellular component: intracellular membrane-bounded organelle; cytoplasm. The record is from RefSeq and is a predicted model, not a curated record. Gene Ontology annotation, molecular function: iron ion binding; heme binding; oxidoreductase activity, acting on paired donors, with incorporation or reduction of molecular oxygen, reduced flavin or flavoprotein as one donor, and incorporation of one atom of oxygen. Lineage: Eukaryota; Metazoa; Chordata; Actinopteri; Cypriniformes; Cyprinidae. The transcript is spliced from 8 exons.